Neolamprologus brichardi is the source of this 4827-nucleotide messenger RNA. It is a transcript of the gene irf2bpl, whose product is annotated as interferon regulatory factor 2 binding protein-like. Gene Ontology annotation, cellular component: nucleus. The record is from RefSeq and is a predicted model, not a curated record. Lineage: Eukaryota; Metazoa; Chordata; Actinopteri; Cichliformes; Cichlidae. Gene Ontology annotation, biological process: regulation of transcription by RNA polymerase II. Gene Ontology annotation, molecular function: transcription corepressor activity; metal ion binding.
UCCUCCUCCUCCAUCUCUGCAGCAGCACACGGAGCUACAGCAGCAGGAGGAAGAGGAGGAGGAACAAUAAGCUCAGAGGAGGCUCCGCUGUCCGGCGGCGUGUCGCAGUUUUAGCGGGAGCUGGUGAAGCGGCUGCCCGGAAGAGGAGGCAGGGGGCCGGCAGAGGGAACAUGUCCUCCCCGCAGGUGUCCCGUCGGCAGUCGUGCUACCUGUGCGACCUGCCGCGCAUGCCUUGGGCCAUGAUCUGGGACUUCACGGAGCCCGUGUGCCGCGGAUGCGUCAACUAUGAGGGCGCGGACCGGAUCGAGUUCGUCAUCGAGACUGCCCGCCACCUGAAGCGCGCUCACGGCUUCCAGGAGGCCCGCGGCGCCGCGGGAGCGCCCCCGCAGCAGCAGCCCGGGGCGACGAAGAGCCAGGCGGCCAUACUAAGCGGCAAAGAGCCGCCGAGCCACCACCACCACCCGGCGGAUGGUGCAGCCAAGCCCCAGCAUCCCGGGACGGACCGCUACUCGCUGGGACGCUUCGACUACGGCGGCAGGCCGCCCACCGGGCUCGGAGGACCGAACGGCUUCAAGGACGACGGCCCGCCGGAGCUGAACCGCCAGAGCCCGAACUCCCGCGGCAGGACCCCCGCCGGACCGCCGUCCGCCGCCGUGCCACCCAGCCUGCUGCCGCAGACGGGCCGGGCCGAGCCCGGGGCGAAGCGGCCCGCCUCGGUUUCCGCCGCCGACCCGGACCGGGAGCUGAAGGAGAAGCAGCGCAACGCGGAGGUGCUGGCAGAGUUGAGCGACAGUCUGCGGAGCCGCCAGGAGGAGUGGGCGGGCCGGCCGAAGGCCGUGCGCGACACGCUGCUUGCGCUCACCGGAAGCACGCCCUUCGACGUCCGCUUCAAGAAGGACCACGCGCUGUUGGGCCGCGUGUUCGCUUUCGACGCCGCGUCGAAGCCCGGCGCGGAGCAUGAGCUGAAGCUGUUCAUCGAGUACCCGAGCGGCUCCGGGACGGUGUUCUCCAGCGCCUCGGGGGUGGCCAAGCAGAUGUACCAGGACUGCAUGAAGGACUUCGGGCGCGGGCUGUCGUCCGGCUUUAAGUACCUGGAGUACGAGAAGAAGCAGGGCUCCGGGGACUGGCGGCUGCUCGGGGACCUGCUGCCGGAGCCGCUGCGCUUCUUUCGGGAGCCGCUGUCCGUAGAGCUGCUACCGCAGCCGCACGCCGACGGCGGCUUCCCGCUGCCGCCAGGACGGGCGGGGGGCUCCCGGCCCGGGCUGAGGAAGAGGAAGGCCUCCCCGGAGCCGGACUCUGCGGACGAGCGGCAGCAGUGGCUCGGGGGCCCGGGCGAGGCCCUCAAGACCCCCCCGGAAUCCGCCGCCGCCCCCCCGCAGAACGGACAGUCCCCCAUGGCCGCGCUCAUGUCAGUGGCGGACGCGCUCGGUAACGCGCACUCGCCCGGCAAGGACAGAGACUCCAGGCACGCGGCCGGCAGCCCGGCGUCCCCGGCCUCAGCCUCCGGCCAAAGGCGCCUCUCCUCCCGCAACGGGGACCUCGGGCUGCCCGCGCAGGACCAGGUGCACGCGCAGAGCGUGCCCGACUCCCCCGUGGCCAACAGCGGACCGCUGUGUUGCACCAUCUGCCACGAGCGCCUGGAGGACACCCACUUCGUGCAGUGUCCCUCCGUCCCCGGACACAAGUUCUGCUUCCCCUGCUCCCGGGAGAGCAUCAAGGCCCAGGGGGCUUCCGGGGAGGUGUACUGCCCCAGUGGGGACAAGUGCCCGCUGGUCGGCUCCAACGUGCCCUGGGCAUUUAUGCAGGGGGAGAUUUCCACCAUCCUGGCUGGAGAUGUGAAGGUAAAGAAGGAGAGGGACCCCUGAGGAGGCGCUGGAGCCUCAAGCCCAGACUUUGUUUUUUAUGUUCCCUGGAUCACAGUCGAGGUUCUUCAGCCUGCCCCCCACAGAGAUUCGCUCUAAGCUAAACUCAGUCAAAUAUUCAAACCAUGAAGAACAGCAAACUGUUUCAGUCGUGUAGAGUCUGGACUGGUGAUCGUGUGAAGGCUUUUCUGAUUUAACACUUUCCACCUUCCUCUGUCAUCGUGUCUGUUUUUGAUGUGACGGAGGUCAAAGGUUGAGUUUCAACCUGGCGUCAGUAAAAUAAACGAGUGUUACUGAUCCAAAGCAGCGCUGACACUCAGUUUAUACGUCGAGCUGCUUCCAGCUCCGUGUGUGUGUGUGUGUGUGUGUGUGUGUGUGUGUGUGUGUGUGCGCAGUAAGAUCAUGCAUGCUAUAGUUUCUGUCCAACACUCACAAUCUUCUUUACUGUGAGGCUUAAAAUAACCUCAAUAUUCUGUUAAAAGGAGUUCAUGUUAUUACAGGUGGCUCCUGUAGCGUUGAGUCCAAAUGUGUGACCACGGCGCCGGACCGUCAGCCCGUUUCUGCAUCUGUAAAGAAAACCUGAUAAAAACACGUUGAAGGCUUGAAACAGAUUAUCGUGAUGCAGUUUAAUAAACAGCAGGCUCUUAUUUUGAAACAAAGAAAUAUGUUAACAUUUAUAAGAAAAAUGUAAUCGUCCAAAUUAUCCAACAAACUCCGAUGUGUGACAUCAGAGUGAUCUUUGGUUCGUCUGGCGUUUCAACUUGUGCGUUUACUUUGUGAAUGAGUGGUUUGUGUUUUGUCUGUUGUUCAGGGCGAUGUGCUCACAGACUGAAGCAGUUUGACUGAAACAUGAAACAUUACUGACGUUAGUCUGAGCCCGUGUGGAUCCAGGUGUCAUUCAUGUUCGUCUGCAGUUUGAUUAACAGUCACAGUUUGUGUCCUCGGUCCGAGUCGCCGUCACACUUCUCACAGUGAAGCUCACAUCAGUUAUGUUUGUUUUAAACGGUCGUAAAUUUUUCCUGUUUGAUAAACGAACCCGUUGACGACCGGGUGGAGAAACGUGUGGAGGGUAGGCGGCGCUCACGUUCAGCGUUUAUUACCUUUGACUCUUUGUAAUUAUGUAAGCGCUGUAUAAAUCCAUCAUCAUUAUUAUUAUUAUUAACGUCGUGGACAUCAUCAAGCUCGUGAUCUCAGAAGGACAUCAGGCUGUGACUGUUGUGAAGCAAAGGUUCGGCGAUGACACUGGCGGGGAGUUUCAGGGCGUCUUUGUGCACGUUCCCACUGCAGGAAGCGGCCGGUAGGACGCCGUUUCAGGAGCGCUCGCUUUCAGUCCGUCGCUCCACGUUCCCACUCUGUGGGGCUCUUCAUGAAGGGUUAUUCCAGAAAUGCAGCUGAAGCUGUGGAGCGCGCUCACAGCAGGUCCAUACCUGUGUCAGGUGUCCUCGCUGUGAGCGUGCACACACACUCGAGCUCACGGAGCCUUUGUUAAGUUAUGGAUCGUGGUUUUGGUGCCUUUAACGAGGCGUCGCACAAAGAUCAGCUCGGUAACGUUCUCGGCGUCACUCCUGUGGCACGUCGGCACAAGCGGGGGUGUUUGCUCAUGAGCGUAAGAUGAUUGGACAAUAACUGGCUGUGUACAGACUUGAACUUUAACCUCAGGCUUGUGCGGAUGAAACGGGCGUGAUGCUGUUUACAGAGCCGCUCCUCGCCUGAAACAGCUGCAGCAUCAGUUCACCUCCUCUAACCCAACAUGGCUGAGAGGAGGCGCGGCUGCGUUCGCUCGUGACUGAUCUCUGCAGCAGCUUUGAGAUGAGUCCAAACUCGCUGCAGCCGCGAGCCGUCACCGCUCAGCUGUGCGCGUUCGCUGCUCCUCAUAACUCGCUUAUAGAAACUUUCUGGGCUUUAAAAAACAAACUUCAUAGUUGGAUUCGUCCAGUGAAUAAAUGUUUCUGUUGCACCUGGAUCCACAAAGCAAACGCAAAGAUGGAGGUCAGGCUGAUGAAUUCUUCAUUUUCAGUCAGUUUAAAACAAGUUAAUCCAGAGUGUUUCUGCUGUGGACAAACUGGUUCCAGUGGUUUGAAGUGAACCAACCAAAAAGGCCUCGACUGUAGUCCCGACAGUCACCUCGAGGAACACGUCGGCUGCUCGUUUGCUGGUUUUCUUCUGUUUGGACUGGACAGGAAGUGAGACCCGUGAGCACGCUAGCUCUCUGACGGCUGUUGGAGAGACUAAACAGGAAGUUUCUUCUGCCCGGAAAGCCAACGGAGUAUAAUUAUGCUGACGUUUCACUGCAGAUGUAAACGAAUAAAUCAGCACAAAAACAGACGAGCAGGACGUGGAGUCAUGUUUAAACGACCCUUGUGUUUCGUUUCUACCGUGUGUCAUGAUCUAAAUGUAAAACAGAAAAAACCUUUUGUACUUGAAACUGUGUCAGAUGUUUCGGGACAUCAAAGAGGAAACCGUCGCCGUGCACACGCCGUCUUCCCUCCAUCCAGGCUCCAGCCGAGUGUGGAGCAGACAGCUGAACUUAUAAAUAUUCUACAUGUGGAUGUUUUAGAAAACGUGUUUAACAAAGAAACGAGCGUGUUGUGUUGUCGUGGAGAUGAAGGCGUGGUCAGUGCCGUGGUGUUUAGGAGGUUCAGUGUGAGGCAGCCGGUAGUCACUAACACAUGCUCCAUUCUUACAUUAGAAAGUCGUGUCUGUGAAGAAAACAACAAAAAAAGCAAUUUUUCUUAUUUUUAUAGAAAUAAUUUCUUCAUAUUUUCAUUUUGAAUUGGACGUUUUGUUUCCUUUCUGAUAUAUUUUGUACUGCAAUAAGAAGCCCCUCCUCUCUGUUCCUGCCUCACAUUAAGGUUCAGCUGGUUUCGUGUUUCUGUUCAGAUAAAAAUGAAACUAACACAUUUGAUCUUGUAACGUGCCUUGAAGCUGAGUCGGUUGUAAUAAAUUCCUUUUCUGUCAAACGUGA